GCCCAGCAGCGACUGAAGAUCCUUGAGGAGCUUGAGAAGGGGGGUGCCUUCACUCGUCUCAAUGGUUGGUCAGGCUAUCUCCAGUCACAUGUGAGGACACGUAUGCUCAAUGCGAUAAUCGAGAAGCAGGAGAUGACGAUCGAUGAGGUGCUCUUGAAGGAGAAGGGCUACGGCGAGGGAAGAUUCGAGUUUCAGUGCGGCGCAGAACGACGCUGUUGGCGCUACUUGGACUAUAAGGACAGGUCACAUCAGAUUGUUGUGCCCAACGAGAAGGAGGAGCCGGUGAAGGUGGCGGUGGCGGCACAGUUGACACUGAACGGGCAAUCAGAUCGCGAAUGGCCAUGUGAGGGUUGGCGUGAAUUCCUCGCCAACGAAGACCCAGCUGCACUCGUACCAGGGAAGAGACCCAGAUGCCCACGCUGUCAGGACAACCAUCCAAAGCAAGGGAAGGCACCAUUUCAGGUGCCCUGGAGCUUCAAUGAGCAUCCGGUUGACACACAGGAGCUGAUCUUGAUGGGGACCCAUUCACCAUUGAAACACAGGCCGGCUUUCGCUUAUGGCAUCAGAGCGCAGGAGGUUUUCGUAGGUUCGGGGUCAUGGACCAAGGCAAUGGAGGAAGCAGGCUUGGCCUCUAACGAGCCCAUCGAGCUGUUCAGUGACCCGUUGCAAAAACGGGGCCGACGUGACCACUUCGACCUGAAGGAUGAGAAGGGGGCAAGCUUCUACUUGCAGGAUCUUGCAGGCAACAAUGGAGCUUCCAGGUCCAUGCGCCGCGAAUGUCUGGGAAUUCGGCGCGCCGUGCACCAGCUAUUGUAUAACUACUUUUGUGACCUCACCUGCCGCACGCGCGAGUCCCUCUACGAUCACGACAAGGAGUUCAUCCUGGAAUCCUCGAUGCCUUCAGGAAGAUAUCCCAAGAUUUGGGAUCAGCCUGCUGUCCAGCGCCUUCAACAAUCCACAGGAGCGCUCAUCGUACCCACUCACUUGCGCGAAUGGGGCUCAGCACCCACCGACAAGCCCGAGAUGAGAUACAAAAAGGGCUAG
This is a messenger RNA of Durusdinium trenchii, 1044 nucleotides long. The record is from the annotation of a GenBank genome assembly. NCBI's taxonomy places the organism in Eukaryota, Dinophyceae, Suessiales, Symbiodiniaceae.